Messenger RNA from Symbiodinium sp. CCMP2592, 4113 nucleotides. NCBI's taxonomy places the organism in Eukaryota, Dinophyceae, Suessiales, Symbiodiniaceae. The record is from the annotation of a GenBank genome assembly.
AUGGCGAAUAUUGGUGAUGAGACAGAUGAGGAGCUUACAGGCCCCUCUGGAGCCACAGCCUCAGCGCAACCAUUUGGUCCUGCGCCCUUUGCACAGCCAACGCCUACAAACCCUUUUCAGCCAACGAGCCCCACCAAUGCUGGCACUGAGAUUGCUAUGACAGCUGCCGACUUGAGAGUUCUUAUGCAACGCAUGUCAGAGGCUACGCAAGCUGCCAGUGCGGCUGCUCAAGCCGCCGCUUUUGCAAGCACUGCUCAAGGUUCCCGACCUAUGGGAGUUGGAGACCUUACCAAGGUUUUGCCGAAGCCGGAUCCAUUCCGGCCCACUACGCGUGAUGAGGAGUUUGCGCAAUGGCCUCAGUGGAGCUGGACGUUCGAACAGUAUUUGUCAUGCUUGGAACCUGAGUUCAGCAGUGAGCUUCGUGAUUAUGGCCGGCAGCAGACAGCAGUGAUCUUGAGUUCUUUGGACGAGAAUGCCAAGCGGCGGUCUCGGCUACUGUACGGCAUGCUGAAUGGCCUAUUGUAUGAGCGCGGCAGGCGAUUGCUGCGAUCUGUUCAGGAUCAGAAUGGAUUUGAAGCCUGGAGGCUUCUCAGCAAGGAUCUUAUGCCAAAGACUCGCAAUCGCGUCUUAGCUUUGUUGCGAACAAUCAACAGCUGGCCGUCCUUUGCGGCCCAACAAGGACUUGCUCAGCAACUGCUGCGACUCGAGAGUGCCUUUGAGGAGUAUGAACGCCUCGAGCCAGGCGGACUUCCCGAGAACAACAAGAUGGCCACGCUCCUCAGCUGCUUGACAGGACAAUUGCGCCAGCAUGCCAAUGUAGUCAUUUCUGACGACAGCACGUACAGUGACCUCCGUGAACUUGUGCUGCGUUGGGAUGGUGCUAACACGAAGUGGCAAACCAGUGUUGCUUCGAGUUAUGGGCUUAGUGUUGGCAAGAAAGGUUUGCAUGAUACCGGCGAUGGAGGCAAGGACAAAGGUGGCCAUGCCAAGGGCAAUUGGCCCUCCGUGUGUGGUUGGUGCCAGAAGCCGGGGCACUACAAGAGAGACUGCUUUCAGUACAAGGCUUACAUGCAAGGCCAUCAGAAAGGUGCCCGGCAGGUUCAGGCCAACUCUUCUGCAGCGUCCGAUGCUGGCACUAGCACGACUGCCCCGUCUUCUGCGAGUGCCCUUCAAGCCCAGCAAGGCAAGGCAGGACAGUCCACCGUUCGCCGUGUUGCGGCUGAGCCACUGCUUUUCGAUAUGUCUGACCUGGAGGAUCCGUUCCCUUAUGAGCCCAAUGUCUGUAUGAUUACUGUGACUGCGCCACAGAGCUUUGCAAUGGAUGCCCAGGAUGAUGACGAUCAGUGGACUCUGCCUCCUGAUGACUAUGCUGUGCUUGACUUGGUGCCUUUGCUGUUCAAAGGAUACUCCCUUGCAGUGAACGCUCAGAUUCGCCGUGUGGAGCAUGAAGAGCCAGACGUGAUUUACUACAAUCCAGGUGCAGGUGAGGCCAACAAUCACUCAGAGGAUGAGGCUAGCGAAGGCGAGCUUCAUGCAGGACUCCGUGAUGCCAACAGCCAACAGCAGGUCCGUGAUGCCAACAGCCAACAGCAGGUCCGUGAUGCCAACAGCCAACAGCAGGUCCGUGAUGCCAACAGCCAACAGGUCCGUGAUGCCGACAGCCAACAGGUCCGUGAUGCCGACAGCCAACAGGUCCGUGAUGCCGACAGCCAACAGGUCCGUGAUGCCGACAGCCAACAGGUGUGUGAUGCCGUGUCCAGUCAGUCCCAGUUUCAAGCCACAGGCGAGGUCCAUGAGGUGUGCCACAGCAAGCUACAUGUUGCGUCCAUCCAGGUGCGGUUUGAUGCUAAGACACUCGAGUCCCUUGAUUUUGGAUGGCAAGUCAGUACGUCUGGGCACCUGGUGUGGAGAGGCCGCACAAGUAGGUUCGUGGAUCCGAGUGCCAUGGCACCGAUCGGCUGGCCUCUCAGGAGCACUCUCAUUUGCCGCAGUGGGACAUGGUUUCUGCUUGAACACUGCGUGCCGUGGGCUGACUUGAAGGAGGUUGAAGCCGUUUUGCCCAGAGGUCAGGUUGCCGAGGUAAUUUCAUUUUUGCAUGUGCAGGUUGAGCCAGUGUCUGAAAUAGGUGUGCAGCUCCCUGCAGGCAUGACCGAACCCCAAGGUUUGCCUGAGCCAGAUUUUUAUCAUUUUCGAGCUGAGACUGAGCAAGCGCCUGUCGGGACAGUUGAGCAUGACCGUGUGGUGCCCGAAGAUGAGGCUAUGCAGGGCCUAGAGGAUGCAGCUGGACAAUCGAGCCCAGCGCCAAUGCCACUGCCCGACCAGUUAGAAGCUGGAGUGCCAGCCGGCGAUGUCGAGCCGCUGAGUCUUGAUGGUGUGCUCAUCUCGCAUGAUUCCAGCCUCGCUGUUUUGAAAACUGCAGCAGCCAAGCUCAACCUCAGCACGGCCGGCUCCAAGUCCCGUCUCUUCACCCGUGUCAAGGGAUAUCUUGAGAAGCAGCGUUUGGCCUUAGAGUUGGAGCUUGCUGCCGAUGCCCAGUCUUCAGGCGAGAGGCAACCAAGGGUUCAGCCGGUCGCAGCCGCCCCCACUGAGGCGGAACGAUUCCUCCAUGAGUGCACCCAUCUGCCUUUCAAGCCGUGGUGCCCACACUGCAUCAGCAUGCGGGCGAUGCCAGACCGGAGUGAGUACUUGAAGGAGGGCCCGCGUGACAACCCGAUUGUCCAAUUUGAUUUUUCAUUUUCAGGCUACAGCGUGCCGGACGGCAUUUGCAACCUCGAUGAUGUUCCCGAGGACUCCCAGCGUGCACUCAAGUGUCUUGUGGCGCACGACAGCGCAACUGGAAUGAUCGCAGCGAUUCCUUGCGAGUCCAAGGGUGAUACGAGGUAUUUAGGCAUUGAGCUUAUGAGGUUCAUCAAGAGCCUCGGUCACACCACUGUGACUUUGAAGUGUGACAACGAGCCCUCCACUUUGACUCUUCAGCGUGCCAUCGUCACGGCCCGGCAACGGCUCGGUUUGCAAACACUCGUGCAAAAUCCUGCUAUAGGUGCCAAAGGUUCCUUAGGCUUUUGUGAGAAGGCCAUCGACUCAGUGCGGAAACUCGCAAACACCUUGCUUGAUCAGGCGCGUCACCGCACCGGCCUUCCACUACCCACGACACAUGUGUUGUUUGCGUGGGCGUUUGUGCACAGUGCCUGGCUGCUCAACAGAUACAGAGUCAUUGGCAACAUGACAGCUUAUGAAAGGGCCUGUGGGGCUAAGUACAGUGGGCGAAUUGCGCCGUUCGCCGAACCUGUCUACUGCCAGCUUGAUGUUAAGCAGAAAGGCGACAAGCGGUGGAUGCUUGGGAUCCUGGUGAGCAAAUCCUCGCUCAACGACAUGUACAUCAUUGCUGGCAAGGAUGGGAUCCGCCUGUCACGAUCCAUCCGUCGUGUGGGUCAACCGUGGGAGCUUGAGGUGCAGCUAUAUCGUGAGCUGAAAGGCUACCCCUGGGAUUACGGGAGCGGUGUUAUAGGGACCAAGUUUGUUGCAAUGCCGAAGCAGCGAAACCCAGUUGUCGACCCGCUGCCUGAUGCAGCACCGCCAAGGUCCCCUGAUGAGGCCGCGAGCGAGCCGCCGACUCCUGCAGUUGAGGCACUUGGGAUGCCGGUUACGCCGUUGGGCGGGGCCGGAGCAAUGGCGCCUCCAAGGCGCAAUGUGCCUCCUCCUGAAAGUGCUCGAGCGAUUCCAGAUGAGAGCAUGGCCGUUACAGAAGAGCUUCCUGGGCCGAAUCCGUCUAUGCGACCCGAUCCACCCAGUACUCCUGAAGCCGAGCUGCCACCGUUGAAGAAGCUGCGCAUUCGUGCUGUUACCUUUGGUGAGCAGUCGUACGAGGUGAAUGAUGAAGGCGAGUUCGACUUGGAUCAGCCCGAUGGCUGGGAAGUUCAGGCCAAGCUUUGGUCUAUGGAGCCUGAGAUGGAUGACAGUUUCACAAGUGAGUUCAAGGCCGAUCCCGAAGAGGAGGUGGCCGAGGAUGAUGACAGACUGUGGCUUCCUGACAAUGGAAAGGAACCAGAGCUCGAUGAUGCCAUUUUGGCCGAGCUCGACGACCUCGCUGAGUCGAGGUCAGCAGACUGCUGA